CUAUGACUUAUUAUUGUCUCCCGCUAAGUAUAGUCGAUAAAGUUACAACGUUUGCAAAACGGGCUACCCGGGCUUUAAAGGUGUCACAGUGAUAAAAAGAAACACAAAACAUACAGGCAUUAUGUAAUGAGGGCAAAUUCGACUUCUAAAAGAUGGAAGUAUCUGGAAAAAAGAAAGAUUCAGUUGAAAGUUAUUCAGAUUGCGCAGAUGAGGUAGAUCCUCAGAUAUAUUGUAAUCCAUGCAGUAAAGAUGGUUCGCGAAUUACAGCACAUAGCUUCUGUCAAGACUGUAUGGAACAUCUAUGUGAGAGCUGUUACAACACGCACAGAAAAUCAGCACCAUGCAAGAACCAUGUCCUACUAGAAAAGUCCCAGAUGCCCAAAACUCAGAGUUCAGGACAUCUUCAAGUUCCACAUGACCUUACACAACAUUGUCUGUUGCAUAAAGGUAAACUGAUUGAGUACAUCUGUCAUGAUCACAAUGUCCUCGGCUGUAGUCCAUGUAUUACACUCAACCACAGAUACUGCAAGAUAGACCACAUACCGGACGUCUCUAAAGAGUACAGGACAAGUGACGAGUACAGAGAUUUUGUACAAUCUCUAGCAGCCCUUCAGAAACAGUUCAAAACCAUUAUUGAAGAAACAAAGGCUAACAAAAAGAAGAUCAUGCAGAACAAAUCAAUUGUCAAAGAUGAAAUCAGGAAGUUUCGACAAGAAAUUGACAACAUGUUUGAUAACCUAGAGACAAGCCUUAUGAAACAUGUCGAUGACAUUUUGUCCGAUGAGACUGCAAGAAUUAAAUCGUUAACUUCGAAGUCUAUCAAAUUAGAGAAAGAUAUUGAACAACUUCAGAAUGAAAUCAGCAAACUGGAGAGGGCCAAUAAAACCAAUGCGCUAUACAUCCAUUCUAAAGCAAAUAAAGUAAUCGUACAGAAGUUUACAUCUGCUGAGAAAGAAGCACAUGAAGAGAACUACAUAAACAACUAUGUCUUCACACCCAAUUUGCAUUUUAAGGAAAUACUAGGAUCAAAAGCAGGAAUCGGUGAACUGCAAAGAAUUAAAAUAAGAGGACCUCGCCGCAAAAGUUUUAUAACCGAUGCUGCUUCCUUUGAAACACUAAAAAUAAAGUAUACAGAUGACAUAGAUGUCCAAACUUCGUCAGAUAAAUUGAAUUGCUGUAUUUCGGGAGCAGUGGUUAUCACUGAUGACACUGUUGCAGUUGUUGAUCACAAUAAUUGUGCUGUCAAAAUAGUUGAUACAAAAAUAAAGAAGAUAAUCGCUGAGAAAAGGUUACAUGAUUGUCCAGAAUGUUUAGAAUUAAUUCCGGAAAAUAAACUUGCAUUCACUAUUCCCUAUAAAAGAACAAUUACGUUCCUGUCAAUACAAAAUGGACUGUCAGAGGUCCGGCGUCUAAAAGUAGAUGGCAGGUGCAGAGAUUUAGUAUUCCACGACAAUAAACUAAUUGUUUCAUUCGAGAUGCCAGGUAAAGUUCAAAUCAUGGACUUAGAUGGCCAUGUUUGUCAAGCUGUAGAGAAAGAUUUCUAUGGUGACGAAUUAACAUUUCCGUAUGUCACAUUUGGUAUCAAGAGUAGCAUUUAUAUCUCGGACAAAAGUAAAUCUACAAUUACAAGUAUGAAUCUUAAUGGAGAGGUAUUGAAGGGGUACAAAGAUGAACGCCUGCUUGCACCUUGUGGAAUGGUUGUUCUAGAUGACGGCUCUAUUUUGGUUUGUAGCAGUAGAAACAACAGCGUUAUUUUGAUAUCAGAAAACCUUCAAAAAAGUAGAGUGAUACUUGAUAAAGACGAUGGCUUGCUCUGUCCGUGGUCUCUGGCUUUAGAUAGAGAAAAAAACAAGUUAUAUGUAGGCAGUGGUCAAUUUUGUAAAUUUCUGAAAGUAUAUGAUUUGAAUUAAAUAAUAUACAAAUGGACAGAACUUUGAAAGACUGCGAUAUAGGAUAUAGACGUUUGUCGUGAAUAAAUAACUCACGCAUGAAUUAUGUCAUUUAAACUACAUUCAUUUAUGACGAGCUCUCCACAUCUGUUGCUUAAUUGGUUAUUCGUCAUUACCAUAGAGAACUAUUUAUUCUUAAUUUGUGCAUGUAAUAACCAAGUAUUGGUGUGAACAUGACAGUUUAAAACUGUGUGUACUAACAUUGUGUACUAAAACGGUUAUCAGUAUUUACAAACUCAUAUUUAAUAAUGAACACACAUUUACAAGAUUUAUGACCGUUCAUUACAUUACUUUUGUGUUUGUGAUAUUUUAGUUUUUAUUUCUUUUUGGGUGGUUCUAAUAUUCUCAAAUUAAAUAAUGUUUAAUCGCCUUUGUGACAUGCUGUCUGCUUUUUGACGUAUGCCAGUGAUAAACUGGCUUCAUAAAACUUUUUUAAAAUUUUUAUUUUAAUUCUUUCCGUAAGAGCAUGUCUUGUCUUUAAAUUUGUGGCCGCUUUGGUUGGAAGGUCAAGCACGAGUCACAAAAAUGGUUCAAUGAUAACCGCCGCAUGAACGCAUCUGCAGAUGUUUUUAAUUCUAAAUGUCACAAUUAUUAUACAUUGUAUUUAAAUGUUGAAUUUUGCUAAAGCCUGGUUCAGAAAAAAUGGACAGAAGCUUGAUUAUUCCACCAUCGUCCAAAAACCUACAUGAAAAGCUUUGCAUUUACACCACAGAUGAAUCUACGGGAGUACUCGGAUCAAAAGCAGGAAUCGGUGAACUGCAAAAAAAGUGAUAUUGAACGAAAAGUAAGAACCGAGGCUGAUUACUUUGAAACACUUCCUGUUAUGUAUUCAGAUCAAAUAGAUGUCAAGAGUCCAACAGAUGAAAUGAUUGUUGUAUUAUGGGAGCAGUGUUUAUUAUUAAGGACACGGUUGCAAAAAUGAUUCUAAAAAUAGUGCUGUAACAAUUGUUAAAACAAAGAUAAAAAAUAUAAAUUCCGACAAAAGAUUAUUUGAUUAUCCAUAUGAUUUUAAAUAACUUAAAAAUGAUGCACUAGCAGUCACUGUAAUAAAAAGAAAAACAAUCA
This is a messenger RNA of Ruditapes philippinarum (Manila clam), 3014 nucleotides long. RefSeq lists its product as uncharacterized. The record is from RefSeq and is a predicted model, not a curated record. NCBI's taxonomy places the organism in Eukaryota, Metazoa, Mollusca, Bivalvia, Venerida, Veneridae. Bases 153 to 1910 code for a protein of 585 amino acids. Gene Ontology annotation, molecular function: zinc ion binding. The transcript is spliced from 2 exons.